CGAGAUAACCGAAGGUUUAGUUUGGCGAAGUUUUUGGACCCACGUUCUUUUUCAGAAUACAGAAUUCUUUUUGGACAAGUCACGAAGUGCAAGCGUCAACAGCCGCAACUCGAAAAAUUCAUCAUGGAUGAUGAUGCUCCCCAGUUAUCUGCCCAUACAUUAGCAGCUUUACAAGAGUUUUAUACAGAACAGAACAAACAAGAACAAACUUUGAUUGAAGCUCAACAAGGAAAUUUAAAGGAGCUAGAAAUAUCAGAAGAUUGGCAAUUGAGUCAGUUCUGGUAUAAUGAGACCACAGCAACAAGAUUGGCAGAGGAAGCAUUAAGAGCUGUAGGAGAACAAGGGAGUAUAGCUUGCCUAAGUUCUCCAACAGCAUACAAGAAAUUAAGAGAAAUAAAACCAGACUCUGUUUCAUUGAAAUGUUUAGAAUAUGACACAAGGUUUCAGGUGUAUGGAGAUGACUUUCUAUUGUAUGAUUACAAAGAACCACUUAAAUUCCCUAAAAACUGGAAGAACUGGUUUGAUCUGGUCAUUGCUGAUCCACCAUUUUUGUCAGAGGAAUGCCUGUGUAAAACGGCAGUUUCUAUUAAAUAUUUAGCCAAAGAUAAAAUUAUUUUAUGUACAGGUGCUGUUAUGACAGAUUUAGCAGAUAAACUCCUACGUCUCAAACCAUGUGUUUUCCAACCACGACAUACAAACAAUUUACAGAAUGAGUUUAGAUGUUAUACAAACUAUGACAGUCAGCUCUUUAAUAAAAGUUGAUAUUAAAUUUA
Molecule: messenger RNA, 773 nt
Organism: Mytilus californianus (California mussel)
Lineage: Eukaryota; Metazoa; Mollusca; Bivalvia; Mytilida; Mytilidae
Product: EEF1A lysine methyltransferase 1-like
Exons: 5
Coding region: 124-762 (212 amino acids)
Biological process (GO): methylation
Molecular function (GO): protein-lysine N-methyltransferase activity; nucleic acid binding
Source: RefSeq, a predicted model, not a curated record